UGAUAGAAUAUUCAACUCGGGAAGUGCCGCAGUGAUUCUUCUGUUAGCUCUGUGCGUAACCUUGUCUUGGGCUGUGUGUUUGACUUUGAACUCCAACUGAUGACUCAUUUUUAAUGUGUUAAUUGCUGCUGUGUCAUUCCCCCAUCUGUUAUGUUUGAUAAGUAUAUAAACUUUAAGGUACCUAGCUGAUAGUGUCAGUACGCCAAUAGCAGAGAAACGAGUAACACCUGGCAAUAUUUUAAGGGUUACUGCUUUUUGGCUUCUCCCGCUGCUUGCUGCAGCAAACCAGUCUUCGAAGUGUCACCAUGAGUAACAACGCCUCAUUUGACUGGAAGAAGGCAAGUUCGAUUUAUGACUUCACUGUGAGGGACAUCAAAGGCCAGGAUGUGUCGUUGGAAAAAUACAGGGGUCACGUGGCCAUCGUGGUGAACGUGGCCUCCAAGUGCGGGCUGACGGCCACCAACUACAAGGAGCUGGCGGAGCUGCACGACAAGUACUCCCAGGAGAAGGGCCUGCGCAUCCUCGCCUUCCCCUGCAACCAGUUUGCCGGAGAGGAACCGGGCAGCUCAGAGGACAUAGUGUGCUUCGCGAUGAAGCAGAACGCCAAGUUCGACUUGUUUGAGAAGAUAGACGUGAAUGGAGACGGGGCGCACCCCCUCUACAAGUACUUGAAGCACAAGCAGGGCGGGACCCUGGGAGACUUCAUCAAGUGGAACUUCACCAAGUUCAUCAUCGACAAGAACGGACAGCCGGUGGAGCGACACGGACCGAACACGGACCCCAGCAAGCUGGUGUCUCACCUGGAGAAGUACUGGUGAGGACGCGGUGGCAACACUUCUUCAGAUCUUCUCAUAGCAGCUUCUCUCAUCCACACAUCAUCUUUGACUCCAGUUUUAGUGCCUUUCAGUAUUGUGAUCGCUCACAUACACAGUAUUUCAACCACUAAAAGAAUUUUGGUAGAGCAUGUUCUUAUUUUACUGAUACCUAGUGCAAGCAAUCAUGUUCAGACUUUUAAAAUAUAGAAUGAUAAUUCAACUGUUUAUCAUACAACCAGGUUGUCAGCGAAAAUUGUUUCCACAUUUUCUCUCAUUCUUGUAGAAACUAUGGUACUCCCCACUUUAUAAACAAGUUUAUUAAAAGAUUUAUUGUGUUUUCUGAUCAUAUUCAGUACCUGAAGAGGUUUUUUGAUAUCAUGUAAAUAAAAGCUGUAUAUUAUUUUUGUAAAUAAAAGUUGUUUAUUCUUUUGAGAGUUA
Messenger RNA from Bacillus rossius redtenbacheri, 1253 nucleotides. RefSeq lists its product as uncharacterized. NCBI's taxonomy places the organism in Eukaryota, Metazoa, Arthropoda, Insecta, Phasmatodea, Bacillidae. The record is from RefSeq and is a predicted model, not a curated record. The transcript has 7 exons. Gene Ontology annotation, molecular function: glutathione peroxidase activity. Bases 306 to 818 code for a protein of 170 amino acids. Gene Ontology annotation, biological process: response to oxidative stress.